AUGAUUUCGUAUCCAGAAACUGAACAAUUCCGAAGUGUAAUUACUAAAGUUCUUCGAUAUACACGCCGACAUGAAGCAGAUCGAGAUAAAGAAUUACCUGUUAUGAAAUUUAUUGGUACCAUUAAAUUACAUGGAACGAAUUCAGCUAUUUGUUAUCAAAAAGAUUCAGGACAUUGGUGUCAAUCACGAAAUAAUAUAAUUACACCACAAAAAGAUAAUGCUGGUUUUGCACAAUAUAUUGAUCCAUUAGCAGAUGAAUUUUUUAAUGAUUAUGUUCUUUCUCAAAGUUCAAUAAUUCGAGAACAAUAUGAACAAGGUCGUAAAAUUAUAAUUUUUGGUGAAUGGUGUGGUGGAAAUAUUCAAAAGAAUGUUGCUAUAUGUGGUCUUACGAAAAUGUUUGUCAUAUUUAAAAUACGAAUUAUUGGAGAUCAAAUAAAAACAAUGGAAGAUGAAGAUCAAAUACAAGUUGAUAAAAAUUCUUUUUGGAUUGAUCCAAAAGAUUGGUCAAAUAUAAAAUGGCAUAAAAAAUCGAUUUAUAAUAUUUAUGAUUUUCCUACUUUUGAAAUUGAUAUUGAUUUUAAUUCUCCGCAACUUUCACAAAAUAAACUUGUUGAAAUUACUGAAGAAGUUGAACGUCAAUGCCCUAUUGGUACAUAUUUUAAUAAAGUAGGUAUUGGUGAAGGUGUUGUAUGGACUGAAUGGACAUUAACUCACGGUGAUUUAACAUUUAAAGUAAAGGGUGAACAACAUUCUGUCAGUAAAGUUAAAACAUUAGCACCAGUAGAUACAGAAAAAUUAGCAAAUAUUCAAGAAUUUAUUGAUUAUGCAUGUACAGAAAAUCGAAUGUAUCAAGGACUUGAUUAUUUACGUGAACAACAAUUAACAAUUGAAAUGAAAAAUAUUGGAACAUUUCUUAAAUGGCUUCUAAACGAUAUUAUUAAAGAAGAAAAAGAUACUAUGGAAAAAUCAAAUAUUGAUAUUAAAGAUUUUCCACGCGCCAUGCAAAAUAAAGCAAAAAUAUGGUUUCAACAACAUUUAUCUUAA
Molecule: messenger RNA, 1044 nt
Organism: Rotaria sordida
Lineage: Eukaryota; Metazoa; Rotifera; Eurotatoria; Philodinida; Philodinidae
Source: the annotation of a GenBank genome assembly